AAGUCGCCAGAGGCCGCGCCAGCUUGCCCGCCUCAGGCCGGCGCGGGCGCAGAGGCCUCGGAGGCGGGGUAAUGGCUGCUUUGCACCACGCAGCGAAGCUGGCGGCCUCCAAUUUCCACACCCCGGUCAAUCCCAACACCGGAGCGCGGGUCUCCCUGUACGAACCUGUAGACCCUUUACUGACCCUGGCGGCGGCGGCGGACUCCUUGGAGGAGGAAGAAAAGGAGAAUGGGGCUGAUUUUAACACCAACUUUUCUGGGGUGGAUGAACAUGCACCGAUAAACUAUGAGGACUUUGUAAACUUUUCUGAUAUUUUACAAUCUAAUGAAGACUAUUUCAGGAAACUAGAAGAACUGAAGACUGCCCACAUGCAAACUAUGGAAAAAUUAGAGAAAAUGUACCAGGAUAAAUUAAAUAUAAAGGUACUUCAACCAGUAAUCAUCAAGGAAAAUGGUCUUAGUAACUCUUCUAGAUCUGUAUCAGAAAAGAACUCCUAUCACCCCAUCUCAUUAAUGGCAUCGUAUUCUGAACCUGACUUAGGCCGUUCUUCUUCCUCGUAUAUGUCUUCGUCUGAAGAGGAAUUGCCUAACCUAGAAAAAGAGUAUCCUGGGAAAAAUGGAGUGAUGACCUAUGCUAAGGAGCUUAUCAACAACAUGUGGACAAACUUUUGUGUUGAAGAUUAUAUUCACUGUAAAAAUACUGACUUCCAAUCAGCUGAAAAACCAAGGAAGAAAACAAAACAAUGGGUGCCCAUGAUUACAGUACCUGAGCCUUUUCAAAUGAUGAUUAGAGAACAGAAGAAAAAAGAAGAGGCCAUGAAAUCUAAACCAGAACUUGAAAUGUUACAUAAACAGCUCAAAAACCAAGAGGAAGAUUCAGAGUGUAAAAAGAUAUUCCGAGCCAAUCCGGUUCCUGCAUCUGUGUUACUCCCCCUUUAUCAUGAGUUAGUCAAGCAAAAUGAAGAGCGGAGGAGGUCUCAGAAGGAGAAAAGCAAAGCAGCUCUUUUAGCCUCACAAAAGCCAUUUAAGUUUAUUGCAAGGGAGGAACAGAAGCGAGCAGCGCAGGAAAAGCAGCUGAGAGACUGUUUUAAGAAUAAAAAGAAAACAAAUCGAUUUAAAGCCAGACCCUUACCUCGAUCUAUUUAUGGUUCAAUUACUAAUGACAAGGUAAAAGAAGAAGAACUUUAUGGAAAUAAUAGGACAUGGCUGAGAGCCCGAGAGCUUUCACAGAAUUUGUCCCCUGUCCCUUGUAGGUCAGUUUGCCAACUCAGGGAUCCCAAGAAUCUGGAACAGGCCGUAAAAUUGAAGUAUAAAAGCAAGGGUAAGUACCAGACUCCUGAUUUUGAAGACCUUCCUGAGAGAUAUCAGAAACUCCUCCCAGAACACAGAUAUUUGAAACUGUUAACAGUUGGUAAACCAUUUGAUCUUCGUGCAUCUUCACGUGACUCUACUAAAAGAGAUAAAAUUUUGGCAGACAUUGAAGCAGAUGAAGAAAUUUUAAAAGAAACUCGUUGGCCUUAUUUGUCUCCAAGGCGAAAGUCACCAGUAAGAAGAACAAGUGCAAAGCCUUCCAGCUAUAACCCUGCAAGGCCCACAGUAUCUUCCAAAGGACGAGAGCAAGCCAUAAGGAGAUCACUUGAGGAAAAGAAAAUGUUGGAAGAAGAGAGAAAUCGGAUCCUAACUAAGCAGAAGCAAAGAAUGAAAGAAUUGCAGAAACUCCUAACAACCCGGGCUAAGGCUUAUGACUCACAUCAAAGUUUAGCUCAAGUGUCCAAAUCCCAAGUAAAAUAUCUCAGAAAAAGUGAAAAGGAAAGGAUGAAAGAAUAUCGACGAGAACUAGAAGAAAGAGAAGAAAAAUUAAAGCACAGGCCACUACUGUUUGAAAGAGUCGCUCAGAAAAAUGCAAGAAUGGCAGCAGAAAAGCAUUAUUCUAACACCCUAAAAGCACUAGGAAUAUCUGAUGAGUUUGUUUCAGAGAAAGGCCAAACUGGAAAAGUAUUUGAGUACCUCAGCAAUCAAGAGACAGAAAGUUCCACUGAAGAUAAAGAAAGCUUUAAUGAAGAAGAAAACAUAGAAGAAAGAGAGAAUGAGGAAGAACAUUAUUUUGCUGAUACCAACAGCCAAGAUUCUUGCAAAGAAAAAGAUGAAGCUGAUGAAGAAAGCGGAGAAGAGAAAUCAGUUGAAGAAUAAAAACUAAAUCCUAAGGGUCUGACUCUGUCCUCCAGGCUAGAGUGCAAUGUCACACCCGUAGCUCAUUGCAGCCUUAGACUCUUAGGCUCAAGCAAUCUUCCUGUCUCAGCCUCGAGAAGCCGAGACUACAAGAGGCAUGGCUGUAUCACCAUGUGGCUCACCACAGGUUAAUUUUUUCUCUCUCUUUUUUUUAGACAGUGUUUUUAUGUUUUUUUUCCCUUUGUUUUGUUUUGUGUUUUGAGACAGAGUCUCUGUUGCCCUGGGUAGUCCUGUGGCAUCAUAUCUCACAGCAACCUCAAACUCUUGGGCUUGAGAAAUCCUUUUGCUUCAACCUCCCAAGUAGCUGGGACUAUAGGCAUCUGCCACAACACCUAGCUAGCUCUUCUAUUUUUAGUAGAGCUGGGGUCUCACUCUUGCUCAGGCUGGUCUUGAACUCAUGACCUCAGGCAUCCACCUGUCCCUGCCUCCUAGAGUGCUAGGAUUACAUGUGUGAGCCACUGCGCCCAGCCUAGAAAUUACACUUUUAAGGAAAGAGGACUAGAAGGAGAAUUUUAAAGCAGCAACUAUAUGGAAGGAGCAGCUUAUUCAUAAAUAUGAAUAUUUUGUUUGUGUAACUCUAUAUAAAGUAUCUCACAUUGUAUUACUGGAGUCUCACAUCCAACCUGUGAGGCAGGUAGAGUAUCCUUUCUGUUUUACUAAGGAGGAAAUUAAAUAACACAAGCAAAUCAUGCAACUAGUUAAUGACAAAAUCUGGACCAGGGUCUUCUGCUAGUUCAUUUUUCCCACUCUACCUCCUUUUAUACAAUGUUACCUUCAAAACAGAAGAUGGUAUCAGUUCAAACUCUAUGUUGACCCAGAAACAGCAACAAAAAAAUAGUAAAUACCUUCUCUAAACUAUCAGAAUGUGACAGUUUAUUUAUAAUCCUUAGUAGAAGUACUCUGGAUUAAAAAAGAAUCCCAAAAGAUUCCCUUUAAUCACACAGCAGACACUGUCUACUUAGUUACCUUGAUAUGCAUUAGCAAACAACCUGGAAAUGCACUAUGCACAGUGUUUUACAUCUUCAAUUUAUCUGGUUUCUGUGAAGUCCAAAAAUACGUGUCAUGUUCUAGAAAAAUAAUACAUAAAUAAGUCUAUCACAAUAGCAGUUGAAUCAUUCUAUACAUUACAUAAAUUGCUAAUGACUUUCCUUAUUACUCUUAAUUUCCUUAUUACUUGAACUUACUCAAAAUUUUAAAGAGCACAUCCAUGUACCAUUCACCUAGAUUCACUAAUUAUUAACAUUUUACCAGAUUUGCACUGUCUUUACACACACUUUUUGUUCCACGAAUCAUUUGAAAGUAUGUAGUGUGCAUCGUGACAUUUUACCUGUAAGUAUUUCAGUAGUUGCCUCCUAAGAACUAGGACUUUCUGCAUAAGCACAGUGCUGUUAUCACACCUAAGAAGUCUGAUACAAUAAUAUUAUUUAACAUAGGCUCGGUGCCUGUAGCUCAGCAGCUAGGGCACCAGCCACAUACACCAGAGGUGGCCAAUUGAACCCAGCCUGGGCCUGCCAAACAACAAUAACAAAUACAACCAAAAAACAGCUCGGCGUUGUGGCGGGCACCUGUAGUCCCAGCUAUUUGGGAGGCUGAGGCAAGAGAAUCACUUAAGCCGAGGAGUUGGAGGUUGCUGUGAGCUGUGAUGCUACAGCACUCUACCAGGAGUGACAUAGUGAGACUCUGUCUCAAAAAUAUAUAUCUAUUAUUUAACAGAGUCCUGCUUCAAAAUUUUCCAGUUGUCCCAAAUAGUGUCUUUUAUCAUUGAUGUUCCCCCAAAUCCUGGACCUAAUCAUGUCAAGUGUCGCAUUUGGUUAUGAUAUCUCUUUAGUCUUUUAGCUAAACGCCCUCUAUCUUGUCUUUCAUUCCAUACUUAAACCAUUUUUUAAUUUUAGACAGUCUCACUCUGUCUCCCUAGAUAGAGUGCCGUGGUGUUAUCAUAACUCACAGCAACCUCAGUCUCUUGAGCUCAAGUGAUCCUUUUGCCUCAACCUCCCAAUAAACUGGGACUAUAGAAUGAUGGGCUAAUGUUUCUACUUUUAGUAGAGAUGGGGGGUCUUGCUCUUGCUCAGACUGGUCUUGAACUCCUAAACUUAAGCAAUCCUCCCGUCUCAGCCUCACAAAGUACUAGGAUUACAGUUACAGUUACUUUUUAACAGUCCAGCUCAGUCAUCUUGUAGCCUGAUACACAACUUAGAUUUCUCUAAUUG
Molecule: messenger RNA, 4435 nt
Organism: Nycticebus coucang (slow loris)
Lineage: Eukaryota; Metazoa; Chordata; Mammalia; Primates; Lorisidae
Gene: FAM161A
Product: FAM161 centrosomal protein A
Exons: 8
Coding region: 72-2189 (705 amino acids)
Biological process (GO): cilium organization
Cellular component (GO): photoreceptor connecting cilium; cilium; ciliary basal body
Source: RefSeq, a predicted model, not a curated record